Cylicocyclus nassatus is the source of this 644-nucleotide messenger RNA. Lineage: Eukaryota; Metazoa; Nematoda; Chromadorea; Rhabditida; Strongylidae. The record is from the annotation of a GenBank genome assembly.
GUUCGUGGUCUGCUGCAAGUCUGCAGCUGCUACCAGCUGCGCACCUGCGACUCGUUCAGGCCCGCUUAGCCACGCCCACUGACGUCUUCACACAACCGCCCGCCGCUCCGCCCACCCACAACGGUCAUUCCACGAUACUCACUGCAUCGUCGAUCGUCGUCGCACAUUACGCUUAUUCAGUCAUGCAACCUAAAGUAAAACUUGGUCCACGCAAGAUCGGAGUUCAGGGUCCGUCCAUCAAGAAGAGGGAAUCUCCCAGAGAGCCUCAAUUCACUCCUGAUGAGAUGGCUGAACUAAAACGCCUCACGGCCCUUCUCCCUCCCCGAGCAGCCAAAGAGCAAGAUCCAGCACAACUCGUCCUCAACGCUGCCAACUACAUCCAGCAACUUGUGGCCACUGUUCAAGCCCGGGUUCAUCGAGGUACCCUACCAGUCGAGGCGCUUGCUGCCCUGCCUCCCGGUUCGUCGGUAAGACCAACGAGAUCUACCACACACAGGAAGAAGAGGCGGUCAAUCGAGAAACAGCACUAAACCGUCUUUGUACCUCUUCAUUCAUAUCGAAGAUGCCUUAGCGUUCAUUCGUUUUUAUUUCUUUUUAUGUGAUCUGUGAUGUCACAGCGGGUUUUCUUGUCAUUAUUAUCUCAU